UUAUUUCGCAAAAUUGUUUACGAUAGCGCGCUUGAGAUUUCUUUUGCACUCUUAUUAUUGCAAUCAACAACAAUUACAAUAGUACAGGCACAUAUCUAGGCUAGUAAGCAGAAACAAAACCAAAUGGAGCGGAGUCGCAGAGGAAGGAUUCGGCGGAUGCCUUCGCCCGGAUCUGAAAGCGAUGGCUCAACGGCAGAACCCACUCGCAAGAGGAGCAAACAGCAGUUCGUGGCGGAGGCGGAGCCGGAUUUUGUCGAAGAAGAGACAGAGAAAUAUGCGAACGCGUCUACUUCGCAGACGGCAAGGUCUCGGAACAAGCAGGCGCGCCAAACAACUUUAAACAUGUCCCAGCGCUCCGUGAACUUUAAUCUGACGUCAGAGCUAUCGAUACCGAACGCCUUCGAUCGCUGCGGCAAAGUAAUUUCCAUGCGUCUCACGAACUUCAUGUGCCACUCCAAUCUGUUUAUUGAGUUUGGGCCCAAUAUUAACUUCCUGGUUGGCAAUAAUGGCAGUGGCAAGAGCGCUGUAAUCACGGCACUGGCUUUGGGUCUGACCAGCAGCGCUAGGGCAACCAACAGGGCCAGCAGUAUACAGAAGUUAAUCAAGAACGGCGAAGUUAGUGCCACCAUCUCCAUAACACUGUCCAAUUCGGGAUUGCGGCCCUUCAAAGCGGACAUCUUCGGGCCCCACCUUACCGUGGUGCGUCAAAUACGCCACUCCUCCUCGACGUACGAUCUUCAGGACGCUCGAGGUAAAAGCGUCUCGAAGAAAGUGUCCGAUAUUAGGCGCAUGCUGCUCUGCUUCGGCAUCAAUGUGGAGAAUCCGAUUUUUGUGCUGAAUCAGGAGGCGGCGAGGGAGUUUCUAAAAGAAUUGGAGCCAGCAUCGAAUUACAAACUGUUGAUGAAAGCAACUCAACUGGAUGUUUGCACCAGCAGUCUAACUGAGUGCCAUGCCCUGCGACGUCAUUUCACCCAAGAACUGGAACAAUUGGAAAAGAAAAAAGAAAUGAUGAUAAAGCACAUUGCCGCGGAGGAGGAAAAGCUGUCGAUUCUUGAGGAUAAGGAAAUGGUCAAGGAAAACCUACAGCAGUGCAAAACAAAGCUGGCAUGGAUGGCCGUGACUAGUUACCAAAAUGAGCUCAAUAAUCUAGAGCAUUCAAUUAAACUGAUUGAAAACAAGAAGGCCAGUCUGGAGCAGACAACAUCCAAAAAGGAGAGUACGCAAGCCACCAUGAACCAAAAAUUGAAAGAGUUUGAGGCUUCUAAAAAUCAAAUAUUAGCAACCCAAAAGUUCCAGGAUGAAAGGCUUAAAACCGCUAAGAAAGCAGUACAGGAUCUGCUUCUAGAAGCCAGCCAAGUCAAAGCCAAGAUAGGGAACGCAGAACGGCGCAUGCGAGAGGAUCAGCGUUCGUAUGAUGAAUGUGAAAAGCUGAUAGGAAACUAUCAUGCCGACUUUAAUCGGGUUAAUGAGCAGCGGGAAGAAAACGCUAACAAGAUUGAGAUGUUAAAGAAACAAGUAGUCAAAAGCGAGGAGAUCAUCGCCCAGUUGCGAGCAGAGCAGCAGGAGAUUAAACGAGAUAUAACCUCAGUCCAGGAAAGGUUGGACGCUGUAAAAAAUGGAAGAAUACAGCUGCAUAAAUCAAAGCAAAACAUCAGUUGGGAGAUAGAAGCUCUGUCCCGUAACAAGUCCAACAAACUGUCCGUGUACGGUGAGCAAACAAUACAGGUUGUUCAUGCACUGCGAACUCAGUAUGCCGGCUCCAAUAUGCAUAGAAUGCCUCGCGGCCCGCUGGGCCAGUAUAUCAGUGCGCCCAAUCCAAAGUACCGCGACCUCAUCGAGAACCAGCUCAUGCACUGCCUGCGUUCCUUUAUCGUUGGCUCAGACCGCGAGCGCCAGUCGCUGCGGGCGUUGCUGCAAAACAAGUUCCAAGGUGGCAAUAUGCCCACUAUUAUAACCAGUCCGUUUACGGAUCGGGUUUACGACGUGUCUAGGAAUAAGGUGCAACCCACUACUCCAAAUACCACAGUUCUAAUCGAUGAAAUCAGCUGCGAUGAUCCUGUGGUAAUGAACUACCUUAUUGAUAUUCUGCGUAUCGAAACGGUUCUUGUGACGGAGUCCAAGGAAAUUGCCGAAUUUCUCACCUCCGACACUGAGAAUGUGCCGCCCAAUCUAACGCGUGUGCUAGUGCCAAACCUGGGACUGGAGUACAUACCAUCUCCCAACUAUGCCGUCUACUCGACUAGAAUAACACCCGCCCGCUAUAUUCAGAAAAACGUUGAUGAUCGGAUACGACAGCUUCAAAUGGAGCAAAGCGAUCUUCAGGAAAAGGAGCCUUCUUUAGAAAUAGACUACAUGCAACACAAAAAGGUACUGGAAAACACCCAAAAAGUGAUUUCGCAGAAGAGUACUAUGAUUGGUCAGCAUCAAUCAAGGAAUCAGAAGGCGAUGCAGAAGAUAAUGGAGCUGCAAAAUUUUGACUAUCAAGAGCUACCGGAGUAUGAUCGUUUGAAAUCUCAUUUAGCUGAUAGCGGCGAGAAAAUUGAGAAAUGUAGGCUAGAACGGGAAAUGCUGCAGGAAAAACUUCUUAGCAUCCAACAUCGCCAGACAGAACUUGAGUCAACUGAAGCCGAAGAGAGGCGAGCCCUUGAAGGUAUUAACAAAAAGCUUACCGCACUGGACACCGAAGCUGGCGAAGUCGAAAGCAAGAUGCGAAGCCUGGACCUCCACUAUGAAGAAAACACACGUAGAUUCCAGAAAACGUUGCAGUUGGAGAGGAAAAUGCUUGGCGAGAAGGAAACCGUGCUAAGCGAAUUGGAAAAGGCUCGCACCGAGGCCGAGAAAUUGGGAGAGUUCAUAGCGACGACGCAAACGGAGGAGAAAAUACGCGAGGCAAUCAGUCGCUACAAAUCAAAGAUCAAACAGGUGGAGGAGCUGAACUACAAUCCUGAAGAGCUGGAGAGAGGGCUGGCGGAAUUGCGAGACGAAUUGGAACUUCAAUCUCGGCACCUGGCCGUGGUUGACUCCGUGGUCAAGAAGCUGCGCAUGGCCUACCAUCAGCGAGCUCAACUUUUCCAGCGAUCGCGACACCAUUACUUCACAAUGGUUCAGUUUCAGUUUGAGCAAGCUCUUGCUAUGCGACAAUUUAAAGUUAGUUUCGAGACCAGUGACAAGGAGAAGACGUGGAAGAUUAACGUAUUUCCGCCCAGUGGGAAUGAGACUUCCAAUACCAGGAGUUUAUCGGGCGGUGAACGAUCGUUCACGACAGUUUCCUUGCUGAAAGGACUUUGGAGCACUUCAGAUCAUCCGUUCUACUUUUUGGACGAAUACGAUGUGUUUACAGAUGAAGUGAACCGGAAGUUUAUUACGGAAAUUCUAAUCGGCGAGGGUUUGGAGUGGUUAUCGCGUCAGUAUUGUUUUCUGACGCCCCAGGAUACGAAGGUCGAGGCUAGCAAUCUGAUCACUGUGCACAAACUUGAGGCUCCUGAACGGUAACAUUUUAAAAUAGUGUAUUAACUUAAAAGUUGCGGGCGACGAAGCAUCAACACAAACUGUAUUUAUCAGAGUUAAUGAAAACCAGAUUUAUAUUGACG
Drosophila melanogaster (fruit fly) is the source of this 3590-nucleotide messenger RNA. RefSeq names its product structural maintenance of chromosomes 6 (gene SMC6). Bases 124 to 3492 code for a protein of 1122 amino acids. The transcript has 14 exons. The record is from RefSeq and is marked reviewed. Gene Ontology annotation, cellular component: chromosome; nucleus. Lineage: Eukaryota; Metazoa; Arthropoda; Insecta; Diptera; Drosophilidae.